Branchiostoma floridae (Florida lancelet) is the source of this 1183-nucleotide messenger RNA. RefSeq lists its product as uncharacterized. The record is from RefSeq and is a predicted model, not a curated record. The transcript has 4 exons. The coding region runs from base 47 to 460 and encodes 137 amino acids. Lineage: Eukaryota; Metazoa; Chordata; Leptocardii; Amphioxiformes; Branchiostomatidae.
ACCGUACGCCCAAACUACAAGCUUGUAUAGUCCGAAUCCCGCAGCAAUGGGGUACUGUGCAGUGUUUCUACUGGCCUUGGCUAGCUUUGCUGUGGCGCAACAAGAGGAUAUAGAGUACAGGGUCACCGCCUUGGAGAGACUGGUGAGCUCCAUCACUGCAGACUUCCCGCAGUACUUUACACAAGACGGAACAUCCGACUAUUUGGAAGCAGCCGACAGUUGCUACAAGUGUGACGAAGAGGUGGCGAAGUUGCACGAAAGAAUCUCGAACCAAACCCGGGUCAUAUCUGAGCUGGAGAAGACAGUUGAGACUCUCAGACUCCGACUCGAGGACCUGACGGAUCGUGUCAAUGGAACAGAGAAUUUCAUUGCCAAUCCUGGCACGGCUUUCUACAACUACAUGGACGAGGUUGCGCAGGCGUCCUGUUCUGCCCUUGCUAGAACACCUCACUGGGUGUAGGCGGUGCCUAGAGACUGUCACCAUGGUGACGGGAUGACGUGUGACCAGGCCUGUGCCUCUGUGGGACAAAGUCUGCUAAGUGAAGUUGGGGGAGGAGACAUUCAAUGCUUUGAUGCCUUCUAUGUGGAUAAGACGGACCGUGGCUUGAGCACUUACCACUAUCUACAGGACGAGGGGUGUUCCUGGCGACCAGACCAUUGUGGUCCAAACUACUGCUGCUGUAGGAGAUCCGACUGAAAUACAAGAGCAUGCGACCCCCUUUCCACCUGACGACGAUCGUGCUGCAACCUUACUACGACCUAAAUCCCAUUUGUCUAACGUUUGACAUAAUUUCACAUAAUUUCACACAAAAGUUUGAGUCGAAACACAAGACAAAUAAGCAUAAAACAUUCAUUUUUUCUGAUAUUAAUUGCAUUCGUUGAACUUUCGGUCAGAUGACUCAGAUCUCUCUGUCACAGCAAGGUUACAUGCAACGAGGUAUGUCUGUCUAUCUACAACUUAAAGCAGUUGCUUGUCGUUCAGCAGUAAAAGAAACAGAGACGCGAAAUAGAAUCACACCGUUGACCGCUAAACCGUUGAUGCAGCGUUUUAUCUCAGUGGUAUCCAAUCUAGUUUUACAGCGCUGAUUUGUUGUAAAGUUUUCCGUGUUGUAACCUUUAGUGUUCUCCGGAGGAAUGUAACGAUGGGAACCAAUCAACUAGCUAAAUAAAACUUCUGCUGAUA